AUGCCCAAGCGAAAGACAGCCCUCGAAUCGGACUCUGGUCUCUCGUCGCCGCCCGAGAGCAUCGUUGACCAAACCGAUGCCCAAUUGAAUGGACAAGCAGAGCCGAGCGUCAAGAGACGAAAGGUCAAAAAGGAAGCUGUAGAAGCAGAAACCGCCCUGGUCCAGCCGAAAAAGGCGAGCAACAAGCCAAGAGGAGCGCGCAAAGUGAAAAUAGAGGCAGAGGAAGAGGAGGCUGAGUUGGAAGACGACGUGCAACAAGGAGCCAAAGACUUGUCUUCCAAACCCAAGCGAAAGCGAAAGAUCAAGACCAAGACCGAGGAAGUCAAGGAAGAGGAGGAAGAAGCUGAUGAGAACGACGAGAUCGUAGAGAAGAAAGGAAAGAAGAAGCGAAAGACCAAGGCCGAAAAGGAGGCAGAGGCAAUGCCCUUGGCAGCACGCACAGCUGGGCACAAACUGUACAUUGGAGCGCAUGUGAGCGCUGCGGGAGGUAUACGAUAUCCGCCCAUAGAAUCCAGGAAUUAUGCUGACAACUAUACAGGCGUCCACAAUGCAGUCGUCAACAGCGUCCACAUCGGCGCCAACGCCUUCGCACUCUUCCUCAAAUCCCAACGAAAAUGGGCAAACCCACCACUCCAAGACGACCAUCGUCUAUCCUUCCACAACAAUUGCAAAACCCACACAUACAACCAAAUGCGCCACGUCGUCCCGCACGGUUCAUACCUCGUGAACCUCGCACACACAGACCAAGCCCGAACAGACCAAGCCUACACCUCCUACCUCGACGACCUCAAACGCUGCGAAAGUCUCGGAAUCAACCUCUACAACAUCCACCCCGGAAACACAGUCUCCAACGACCGCCAGAAAGCCAUCACACACCUGGCAUCAAACCUCAACGCAGCCCACCGAGAGACGUCCUCGGUAAUCACUCUCCUCGAAAAUAUGGCGGCAGGCGGAAACGUUCUCGGCAGCACGUUUGAAGACUUACGGGACAUCAUUGCGCUGGUGGAGAAUAAGGAACGCAUAGGGGUCUGUAUCGAUACUUGCCACGCCUUCGCGGGAGGCUACGACCUCCGGACUCCGGAGACUUUCCACAAAACCAUGCAAACUUUCGAUGCAUUGGUGGGUCUCCAAUACCUCCGCGCUGUGCACCUCAACGACAGCAAAGCCCCCUUUGCUUCCCACCGCGAUCUACACGCGAACAUCGGAACCGGCUUCCUCGGCCUGCGAGCUUUUCAUAAUAUCGUAAAUGACCCCCGGUUCGAGGGAUUACCGCUCAUACUGGAAACUCCGAUUGAAGUGCGAGAUGAGAAUGGGAAUUUGGUGAAGGAUGAAAAGGGCAAGGAGAAGGAAGAUAAGGGGAUCUGGGCGCGGGAGAUUAAAAUGUUGGAGGGGUUGGUGGGGAUGGAUGUUGAAGGGGAGGAGUUUCGGGCAUUGGAGAGGAAAUUGGCGAGGCAGGGGGAGCCGGAGAGGGAGAGGUUGAUGGAGCAGAUUGAGAGGAAGAAGGAGAAGGAGGAGAAGAAGAAAGGUGCUGGGAAGGGGAAGAAGGGGAAGAAGGUCGAGAGUGAGUCGGAGGGGAGUGAGCUUGGAGAUGAGUGA
This is a messenger RNA of Lecanosticta acicola, 1596 nucleotides long. Lineage: Eukaryota; Fungi; Ascomycota; Dothideomycetes; Mycosphaerellales; Mycosphaerellaceae. The record is from the annotation of a GenBank genome assembly.